AUGAACAUCUGGGACAUGAGGCUUGGCAAACCUGAAGGCGAACUUACUGCUAAAGCGCAGAAAAAGUUCGAUGAUGCCAAUAACCUUUUCGUGGGAUGUAUCAUUAGCAACAUAUCUGACCAUCUGGUCGAUGUCUACAUAGACAUGACAGAUGCGAAGGUGCUGUGGGAUGCUCUGGUUGCAAGGUAUGAUGCAGCAGAUGCUCAUGAGGUGCAGUGCAUUGUAAAGGAUCUUGAGCUCCUCAAGUGUCAAUUACCCGACAAGUUUGUGGCUGGUUGCAUAAUUGCAAUGCUGCCUUCUUCAAGGAGGAACUUCGCCACUUCUCUGAAACAUAGGAGACAUGAGAUAUCAGUUGAAAGUCUGAUAGCGCCCCUUGAUGUUGAGGAGAAAGCUCGGAAGAAGGAUACUGUUGAGAUAGGAGACCAAGAGCGUGCAGACCGCAAGGGCAGAAAGGCAAAUGGGCCCAAGGAUGUCAACAUGGUGACCAUAGGCAACACUGGAGACGGGUACGAUAUGAAUAGCAACUCUAGACUUUCUGCUGAAAUAAAUACUGCACCUGUUGAGUCUUCUGAACAACCAAAUGAGUUUGAGCAUGAGGAUGUCCUAGAGAAGGAUGGCAGUGAAGCUCCUAGAAGGAGCAAGAGACAAAGGGUUACAAAAUCCUUUGGUGAUGAUUUCACUGUGUACCUUGUGGAUGCUACUCCCACGUCCAUUGCUGAGGUAUAUGCAUCUCCAGAUGCAGAUGAUUGGAAAGAAGCUGUCCAAAGUGCGAUGGAUUUGAUUCUUUCUAAUGGAACGUGGGAGUUUACUGAACGACCCUAUGGUUGCAAACCAGUGGGAUGUAAGUGGGUGUUCAAGAAGAAGCUUAGGCUUGAUGGUACUAUUGACAAGUACAAGGCUAGGAUUGUGGCCAAAGGUUACACACAAAAGGAAGGUGCCAGCCGCGGCCUCACCGCGGUCGCGCUGGCCUUCCUCCUCCUCCUCGCCUCGCCGGCCGCCGCGGCGCGCGACACGACCACUGUCGGCAUGGAGCGCACGGAGGCCCAGGCGCGCGCCAUGUACGACUAGUGGCUCGCACGGCAUCGAAAGGCGUACAAGGCCGCCGUCGGCGGCGAGAAGUACGACCGCCGGUUCCGGGCGUUCUGGGACAACCUCAGGUUCGUGGACGUGCACAACGCCGGCGCCGGCACGCGCGGCUACUGCCUCGGGAUGAACCGCUUUGCCGACCUCACCAACGAGGAGUUCCGCGCCGCAUACCUCAGCGCCAGCGCCACGGGCGGCGGCAGGGGACGCGGUGCCGCCGUGACCAUCGGGGAGAGGUACCGCCACGAUGGCGUCGAGGCCCUGCCGGAGUGUGUGGACUGGAGGCAGAAGGGCGCCGUCGCUUACGUCAAGAACCAAGGCUAAUGCGGCAGCUGCUGGGCGUUCUCCGCGGUGGGCGCGGUGGAAGGGAUCAACAAGAUCGUCAUCGGCGACCUCGUGACGCUGUCGGAGCAGGAGCUGGUGGACUGCUCCAAGAACGGGCAAAACAACGGGUGCAACGGCGGGAUGAUGGACGACGCCUUCGCCUUCAUCGCCCGGAACGGCGGCAUCGACACCGACGAGGACUACCCCUACACUGCCCGGGACGGCAGGUGCGACCUCGCCAAGAAGGCCCGCAAGGUCGUCUCCAUCGACGGCUUCGAGGAUGUCCCCAGCAACGACGAGAUGUCCCUGCAGAAGGCCGUCGCGCACCAGCCCGUCAACGUGGCCAUCGAGGCCGGCGGCCGCGAGUUCCAGCUCUACGAAUCGGGCGUGUUCACCGGCAGGUGCGGCACAUCGCUGGACCACGGCGUGGUGGCGGUAGGGUACGUCACCGAUGAGGACGGCAAUGACUACUGGCUCGUGCGCAACUCGUGGGGCGCCGACUGGGGCGAGGCCGGCUACAUCCGGAUGAAGCGCAACGUGACGGCGCGCACCGGCAAGUGCGGCAUCGCCAUGGAGGCGAAGUACCCCGUCAAGGACGGGCCUAACCCGAUCCCCGCGCCGCCGUCCCCCGUGGUGCCGCAGGCCUGCGACCGCAUCUCGCCGUCGCCGUCCUGCUACCCGUCUCUGGCGUUGUCCUCCUCACCGGUCGUCCCCUCCGUCUGCGCCCCGGCCGGCGCCCUCAAACCAAAGCCCUGGGGUCUAGGACUUCGGUGCCGGGCCGCGGAGGAGGCUUCGAUGCCGGCGCGGGGGAAUGCUCCGCUCAAGGUGAUGAUCUCGGGAGCGCCCGCGUCGGGCAAAGGGACGCAAUGCCGCAUGAUCGUCGAGAAGUAUGGUUUAGUUCACAUAUCAACUGGAGAUCUUCUGCGAGCUGAAGUAUCUUCUGGCACAGAAAUUGGCAAAAAAGCAAAGGAAUAUAUGGGCAGUGGAAAGCUUGUACCGGAUCAAGUUGUCACAGAUAUGGUGGUAUCCCGACUAUCACAACCAGAUGUACAAGAAAGAGGGUGGCUUCUUGAUGGCUACCCCAGGAGCUUCAGUCAAGCACAAAGCCUUGAAAGUUUGAAAAUAAGACCAGAUAUAUUCAUUGUGCUGGAAGUUCCUGAUGACAUUCUAAUCAACAGAUGUGUUGGAAGACGGCUGGAUCCUGUGACUGGCAAAAUUUACCAUGUAAAAAACUUCCCCCCGGAGAAUGAGGAGAUUUCUGCCCGACUUAUUACACGUUCUGACGAUACAUUUGAGAAGGUUAAAUCACGUCUUGAUACAUACAAGCAAAAUUCUGAAGCUAUUCUUCCUGCAUACUCAGAUUUUCUUAAUCAGGAGAUAGAUUCCCUAUUACAGAAGAUCUGUGAGAACACUUCAGCAAACAAGUUGAUCAAAGCAAAUGGAAAAUCACCAGCUUCUGUGGAUACAGGUUCAAAAAAUGAGUGGCGUGGAAUUCCAACAAGAUUGAAUAACAUUCCACAUUCCAGGGAAAUUAGGAAAUACUUCUACGAUGAUGUAUUACAAGCUACAAAACGUGCUAUUGAAGAUAAAAAGACUCGGUUGCAGAUAGAUAUCAACAUCCCUGAACUUAACCCUGAAAUGGAUGUUUAUCGCAUAGGAACCCUUAUGGAACUUGUAAGAGAACUUUCUCUAUCCUUUGCUGAUGAUGGAAAACGUGUCAAGGUCUGUGUUCAAGGCUCCAUGGGGCAAGGUGCAUUUGCUGGCAUCCCACUUCAACUGGCAGGAACCAGAAAAAUUUUGGAAUUCAUGGACUGGGGUGACUAUGGGGCGAAGGGUACCUUCAUUAAUAUUGGAGCUGUAGGUGCUAGCGAGGUUGACAAAGAAGAUGAUAUGUUUGUCCUCAUUGCUCCCCAAAAUGCUGUUGGAAACUGCAUAAUUGAUGAUAUGAGAGCUAUGACUGAUGCUGCUGGUGACAGACCUGUGAUUCUUGUAAACCCUCGCCUGAAGGAUAUGCCUGGAUCAAGUGGUGUAAUGCAAACGAUGGGAAGAGACAUGAGGCUAAAGUAUGCUGCAUCAUUUGAGACUUGCUAUUCAUUUCGGCUUCUCUACUAUGCUGGCUCAUUCUAUCCUAUCAUGGGAGCUUUAAGGAUGGCUUAUCCAAAUAAAUAUGAGAUUUAUCGAAGGGUUGAUGAGCCCGAUGGGAAAGAGAAAUAUGCUCUUAUAGCUGAAUUCACAGACAAGCCAACUCCUGAUGACAUUACAAGUGCUUUCAAAGGACGGAAAAAGGACGACGAAAAGGCACCUUCAGGAUUCUGGGGUUUCUUAAGUGGUAUAUUGUGAGGCAAGCGAUCUAUUUAUAGAAUGAUGCUGUCCAUCUUCUUGGUAUUAUUUCCAAGGUCAGAAUGGUAGAAGCAAAUUAAAAAAGUUACUUUUUCCAUGCAUCACCUAUGAAACGCAGUUGGUUUGUAGGUUUAAUAUGUUUUCCCCAUUCAGCCUUAGAGUGAAUGCCUAUUUUCCCUAAUUCACUGCUCCUUAGAUUCUCCACCUAUAUCCGUAUCGAAUUAUUGAUGUAAAGCUUCACGUGCAUAUUGAGGGAUAAAAAGUUCUAGAGAUUUUUUGGUCAGCUUACUAGUACCCUACUUCAGUGGUUGAAUUGCUGGUAUGUAAUUUUACAAUAUGUGGUAUUCGGCAUUUCAAUCAACGAUUUUCAUGUUUGAAAGUUUC
Molecule: messenger RNA, 4131 nt
Organism: Setaria italica (foxtail millet)
Lineage: Eukaryota; Viridiplantae; Streptophyta; Magnoliopsida; Poales; Poaceae
Exons: 27
Biological process (GO): nucleobase-containing compound metabolic process
Cellular component (GO): lysosome
Molecular function (GO): cysteine-type endopeptidase activity; ATP binding; AMP kinase activity
Source: RefSeq, a predicted model, not a curated record